AAAAAAAAACUGCAGUGACUUUUAAUUCAAUUUAGAAGAAAAUGGGAAAAUUACGAGCACCUUCCUCUUGCCUCCUCUCAUGUCUCCUUGUCCUAUUCUUGAGUUCAGUUUCAGCAGUCACAGAUGAUCCUCAAGAUAGACAGGUGUAUAUCGUCUACAUGGGUUCACUUCCCUCUCGAGCAGACUACACACCAAUGUCCGAUCACAUGAGUAUUCUUCAAGAGGUCACAGGAGAAAGUUCGAACGAAGGUCGUUUGGUGAGAAGUUACAAGAGGAGUUUUAACGGGUUCGCUGCCCGACUCACUGCGUCGGAGCUCGAACGAGUAGCCGAAAUGGAGGGAGUUGUGUCUGUAUUCCCGAACAAAAUGUUACAACUCCAUACAACUCAGUCGUGGGACUUCAUGGGUUUAAAGCAAGGCAAGGGGACGAAGAGGAACCCAACCGUGGAAAGUGAUACCAUUAUUGGAGUCAUCGACACUGGGAUCACACCGGAAUCUGAGAGCUUUUCGGACAAAGGGUUUGGUCCUCCUCCUACGAAGUGGAAAGGUGUUUGUUCUGGCGGUGAAAACUUCACAUGCAACAAUAAGUUGAUUGGGGCAAGAGACUACACAAGCGAAGGUGCUAGGGACACUGAAGGCCAUGGUACACAUACAGCGUCCACUGCGGCUGGAAACGCAGUCGCGGACACAAGCUUCUUUGGGAUCGGCAAUGGAACAGCAAGAGGAGGCGUUCCGGCUUCUAGAAUCGCCGCUUACAAAGUAUGUAUCCCGACAGGAUGUAGCUCAGAAGCUCUCCUGUCUGCAUUCGAUGACGCGAUUGCUGACGGUGUGGAUCUCAUCACCAUCUCUAUCGGGGGUAAAAAGGCCUCCAUGUUCGAAAGUGACCCGAUCGCCAUAGGGGCUUUCCACGCUAUGGCCAAAGGAAUUCUCACUGUUACCGCGGCUGGUAACAGCGGUCCGCAAGAUAGUACAACCUCGUCUGUAGCGCCGUGGAUGUUAACUGUCGCAGCUAGUACCACAGACCGUUCGUUUGUCACCAAAGUUGUUCUAGGAAACAACAAGACACUUGUUGGGAAGUCAGUGAAUGCUUUUGAUAUGAAAGGAAAGAAGUAUUCAUUGGUGUACGGAAAAUCUGCUGCUUCCUCUGCUUGCAGUGCGGAAACCGCAGAGCUAUGUAAGCCAGGGUGUCUAAAACAAUCACUUGUGAAAGGAAAGAUCUUAGUGUGUAGUAGUCCGGGUGGUUUGAAAGUAGUUGAAUCAGUUGGAGCUAUUGCUAUCAUUUACAAAAGCCCUAAGCCAGAUGUGGCCUUUGUUCACCCUUUACCUGCUUCUGGUUUGCCGGAAAAAGAAUUUGAAUCUUUAGUCUCUUACAUUCAGUCCGAAGAUUCUCCACAAGCGGCUAUUCUAAAAACCGAAGCAAUCUUCAAUCGUACAUCUCCUCUAAUUGGUUCCUUCUCUUCUCGUGGUCCAAACACCAUCGCUGUGGAUAUUCUCAAGGUAAAUUUACAUAACAUUUAUAACAACGGUUAUGUUUAUUUCUCCGGUUUAAUAAAAAAAUGCAUGGUGGAUUACUUGCAGCCGGAUAUAACAGCACCUGGAGUUGAGAUCCUUGCAGCAUAUUCACCGGAUGGUGAACCAUCUGAAUAUGACACUAGACAUGUGAAAUACGCUGUUCUCUCAGGAACUUCUAUGGCUUGUCCGCAUGUUGCAGGUGUGGCUUCCUAUGUCAAAACGUUUUACCCUAAAUGGUCUCCCUCCAUGAUCCAAUCUGCUAUCAUGACAACCGCAUGGCCGGUAAAUGCUACUGGGACUGGUAUCGCAUCGACUGAGUUUGCUUAUGGAUCUGGACAUGUCGACCCAAUAGCCUCUCUAAAUCCUGGACUUGUCUACGAGUUGAAUAAAGUAGACCACAUCGCCUUUCUAUGCGGCAUGAACUACACUUCAAAUAUCCUUAAAAUCAUCUCUGGUGAAACUGUCACUUGCCCUGAAGAAAAAGAAUAUCAAACAAGAAACCUCAACUAUCCUUCAAUGUCGGCUAAGUUGUCAGUAUCUAAUAACUCCUUCACCGUCACUUUCAACAGAACCGUCACUAAUGUUGGUGCACCGAAGUCUACAUACAAUUCAAAAGUAGUCCCUGGUCAUGGAUCCAAGCUCAGCGUCAACGUCACCCCUAGUGUUCUGUCUUUUAAGACGGUCAACGAGAAGCAAUCGUUCAUGGUAACUGUAACAGGAAGAGAUCUUGACUCAGAACUGCCUUCGUCUGCUAAUCUAAUCUGGUCUGAUGGGAAACAUAACGUUAGAAGUCCUAUUGUUGUUUAUACUGAUGCUAACUAAUGAGGCCUCAUCAGUUCUCCAUAGUCAUCACAAAUAAAUCUUGAUUGUUGUUGUUAUGCUUCUUUAUUAUACUUUGACAAAAAAGUAUUAAUACAUGCUUUUUUAUUUUUCUUUUCCUAAUCAACUUUGAGUUCUU
Brassica napus (rape) is the source of this 2469-nucleotide messenger RNA. RefSeq names its product subtilisin-like protease SBT4.13. Gene Ontology annotation, molecular function: serine-type endopeptidase activity. The record is from RefSeq and is a predicted model, not a curated record. Lineage: Eukaryota; Viridiplantae; Streptophyta; Magnoliopsida; Brassicales; Brassicaceae. The transcript has 9 exons. Gene Ontology annotation, biological process: proteolysis. Bases 42 to 2333 code for a protein of 763 amino acids.